This is a messenger RNA of Emiliania huxleyi CCMP1516, 4431 nucleotides long. RefSeq lists its product as hypothetical. The coding region runs from base 1 to 4431 and encodes 1476 amino acids. Gene Ontology annotation, cellular component: nuclear membrane; cytoplasm. The record is from RefSeq and is a predicted model, not a curated record. The transcript is spliced from 2 exons. Lineage: Eukaryota; Haptophyta; Isochrysidales; Noelaerhabdaceae. Gene Ontology annotation, biological process: protein import into nucleus.
AUGCCAGACCUCACUGCCGCCGAGCUCAGCAUUCCGGCCGAGCAGCACCCCGAUCCCGCAAAGCCACUGGUGAUACCCGUCGACUCAACAGUGGUAGGCUCUACCCUGCGCUUCAUUCCGUGGUCUGUGGUGGGCAAUCCGGCCCUCCUCCAGCUGCCCCCUCCUCCUCCGGGGAUGCAACCGUCGUGGGUCCAGAUUCCGCAGUGGGUCGCCAUCAGUGCGCUGCUCGCCUUCAGUGAGCCCGAGCCCGCUGUGGCCACCCACUUUGACAGGCUCAGCGUCUUGCGGCUGGCCGUAUUGGCCGCGGCCUGGCGCCGCAUCCUCGGUGCCUUGUCCGACCUCGGCGUCUUCAGCACGGUGCACGUGGAUGAGGAUGCGUUCCGUACGGUGUGCAUCCAGGCUCUGCACUCCCGCCAAAUCCCGGUGCCCGAGCUCUAUCUGCAGUGGGGCGAUUUGGGGUACUCUGAGGCUAUCGUGCCCUUGGGACCAGCGCCAUCUGCAGAAGCGAAGGCCGUCGACUUCUUGCAGUACGCGACGGUCGGGGCUCUUUGCGACCCUACGGCCGACGUCCCGUUCGCAGCCCUGUCUGACAUGACCCGCUGCUUGGGGCCCGUCUUCACGGCGGCGGCGCGCGUCGAUCCCAUGGGGAGCGCCGUCGUGGGGGCUGCAUCGCUCGCCGCCGCCGCUGGUCACAUCACUCCGCGAGCGAGCGAUGGGCACCCCUCCCUGCUCGCUCGGCAUGUGCUCAGCAUGCUGAAGACUACCCGCGCGAGUUUCCCGGCCUGCCUGAGGACCAACUCCUUUCAGAACUACUCUGCGGAGGUUGAGACUCGCGCCGAGUAUGUGGGCGGGACCGCCGCGGCGCGCGACCGAGUAACCGAGCAGCGUUGCUCGCGCGCUAUCGCAGCCAAGGCGCCGACGCUCGACUCCCUGCUCCGUGCGCUGCCUCGGCCAACGCCCCCGUCGGUCGUUUAUGAAGCCUACCGGCAGCUCGUCUCGCUCUACUUUCCGACGGAUCGGCGCCCUAUGGACCUGCUCCUGACUGAUCUGGAUGCUCAGCUUCACGCGCGGCUGCCCACCUACCAACACGCGCUGACCAACGGCAAGCCGUUCGCUUCGAUCCUGGCGGGGUUGCGCAAGCUUCACGAAUCGCUCGAGCCCUCGAGGAAGGCGCCAGUCAUGACUUCGACAGGCGACUCCGAGGACUCGGCGUUGGGCAAGUUCGACCGCGCGCCUAGCUGCUCGGCUGGCACCGCGUCCGAGCUUCGCCUCUUCGGGGCCGCCGUCCUCUACAACAAGUGCCGUCGCGGGGGAGCGGCGGCGCUCUCGCCGGCAGCCGCGGCAGGCUUGCGGGCAGAGCUGCUGAGGCUGGCGGCGGCCGCAGGCUGCGACGUCCGCCUGCGCGCGAAGCUCUGCCGUGCCGUGGCCACGCUGGCCUCGGCGCCCAGCGGGCGGCCGGCCACCGAGCACGACACUCCCGCGCUGCUGCACGAGGCGCUCGUCGCCGGGCUGCCGGCGGCCAGCGCGCUGGAGCUGGUGGGCCUCGUUGCAGAGGAGGCGGCGGAGAGCGAGGUGAGGGAGGCCGAGGUGCAGGCGGUGCAGGCCCUGCUCCUGCGCUGCCUCGCCCACGCCUUCGAGCCGAGCCGCCCGCCACCCGCCGCUGUCCCCGCCAACGCCGCGCCUGCGCUCGCCUCGCCCGCCGCGCGCUCGGCGGCGCUGGGCGCGCUCUCGGCGUGGGCGUCCGUGCCGGCGGCGGAGGCGGUAACCGUGGCGAUCCUCGCCGAGACGCCCGUGUUUGUCCCCCUCCUGAGGCUGCUCGCCUCCUCUGGCGGGGACAGCCCCGGCGGCUCGAGCGGCGGCGCGGCUCACUCGAGCGAGGCGCUCGCUGCGGCGGAGCUGCUCGAGGCGGCGGUCGAGGCGGAGCCUCGCGACGGGUGCGGAGGGUACAUGUACCUGUCGGCGGUCGAGCUGUGCCCCCUGGCGGCGGCGCUGCACGCGGCGCUCCAGCCGACGUGGCGGCGGGUCGACGCGGCCGCGGCAGCGGCGGGCCGGCAGGAGGCCGAGGCGGACGGCGAGGACGACGAGGAUGACGAGGGCGACAGCGAGGGCGCGCUGGCGCAGAUGUCGCUGCUGCGGACUGUGGCCAUGCUCCUGCGCGACGGAGCAGCGACCCUCCUCGGCCCCGCCCCCACCGCCGCCGCCGCCGCCGCCGCUGCGUCCAGCGACGAGGCCCUCGCCUCGCUUCUCGACAGCGUGCGGCGCGGCGGCGCGGCGCUGCAGGGACGCGACGACGGCGUGUCGGCCCUCGCCGGCGUCUGGCACAUCGGCCGCGCGUUGCUCUCGCGCCUCGUCGCGUGCCUCUCGCACGGUGGCCGUGCCGCAACCGAGGCUCUCCUCGCCACCGAGCCCUUCGGCCCCCCUCUCGCCGCCGCCGCCGCCGCGUGGCCCGCCGAAGCGGCGUCGCUGCGGCACGCUCUCGCCGCAGCCGCUUGUGCGCGCGCCACGUUGCCCCCCGCGAGGAGCGAGGACGGCGUCCUGCUGGUCCGCGGCGUGGGCCCGACGACGCAGCUCCGCGCCUUGCUCGCGCCCGCCCUCUGCGCCGCCGCGGAGCUCGACUCCGCCACGGUGCCUGCGCAAGCCCUCGUGGCGCUUCGCGGCGCGGCGGACGCCGUCGCUGGCGGCGAUCAUCGGGCCAGAAGCUCGUGGCGGGCGGCCGAAGUGGCGUUGUGGGCCGCCGCAGUGACGGCGCACUUGGUGCCACCGCCCAUGCCUCCGAUCGUCGGCGCAGAGCGGAGCGCAGAGCCAACCUCCGCCGAGGCGGCCGUGGCGGAGCUGCUCGAGGCUGCCCUCGGCGCGCCGUUCGAGGCUCUGCUCGCGUGCACUCGCGACACGACCUCCUCGCGCGCCGCACCGCCGGGCGCAGGCGCGUGGGCGGGCGCCGUUGGAGCGGAGGCGCUCCUCCUCGCGGCGCGCUGCCGGCUGCUCGGCGAGCACAGCGGAUGGCUCAACUCGAGGCCCGGUGCCGUUCGCCCUGUCGUCGCCGCUCUGGCACACGCCACGCGCCACGCGUCGGACUUUGCUGUCGAGGCUGCCGCAGAGGCGUUGCACGCAGUUGCAAUCGGGGCCGCCGCCACCAUCGCCGCGGACGGCCAUGCGCUCGAGGGCAUCCUCGCAGCGGCGCAGCGGCCCGCGAUGUGCGACGGCGCCGCGGCUGGCGCGAGCGGGAUGACGCCCGAGUUGAGGCUGCGGCUGCUGCAAGCUGCCGCGCUCGUCGUCGCCGCGGCGCCGCCGCCGCAGCCACUCGUCGCGCUGCUGUCGCCGGUGGCGAAUCAGCUGUCGCUGCUCGUCAACGCACUCGAGAGGGGAGCUGCAGACCGCUGGACGCUCGUCGAGACGUGUGCGGUUCUCGCUGCUGCGCUGCGGCCGCUCGGGCCCCAUCAGCUGGCGGGUCAGUUCAGCGAGCUGGGAGGCAUCGGCGAGGCCUUUCUGCAGCAGUUGUGGCCGCUCUGGGGCCGCGCGUUCCGGCUCGCGUGGCGGUCGGCACUUUCCACAGUCGAUGCCGAAGGCGACGGAGAGCCCGAUCCGGCCGUCGACGCGACAUGCUCGCUCGCGACCGCGUGCGUGUGGAGCGCCGAGCGUGGGUCCUUCCGACCGCUGGUGGAGGCGACCACCGCGGCCGUCGUCGAGGCGAUGCGUGCCGCCGCCGCUGCCGAAAUCGACGCUCGGACUUCUUGCGCGGUGUUGCUGCCAUGCACGUCGCUCGUCGCUUCCACCCUCGCGGCAGCCGCUUCAGACGACCCGGCGGCAGCUGUCGUCUUCGCGGGAGUGAUUGAUGAGGCGGUGGCCACGUCGCACCGUUUGCUCUGUGAAGUAGAGCGCGCGCCGCUUUGCGAGGCCGUCAUGUCCCUCGCGGCGCGUGCAGUCCACCUACAGCCUCUCGCGGUGCCGCACGCUCGCUCCUUGGGCGAGCUCCUCGCUGUUGCCUGCCACUUGCUCUCGUCGGCCGAGCCGGGGGAGGCCACGGCCGUCGCGUCCGUCGCGCUGGUGCUCUCCAUGGCACGCGGAUGCAGCGGUGCGGACGAGGCCGCGGCCGCAAGGACUUUGAGCGCCCUCCUAUGCGGGGACGCGGCGCGCCUCAUGCACGCGCUGCUCCUGGCCGCAGCUCGGGGCGCGCCGCGGCACGCUUUGCCCAGGAUCGGCGAGGCUUUCGCUCUCUGCCUCGAGCUGCCGGGGUGGGCACAGGCCGACGCGAUCGCCACUUGGGCCGCAAGCACGCAUGCUGCCCACGCGCUCCCGGCUCGCGAUGCUCUAGUCGCCGUUCUGUGCACAAAUGGCGCGCCAAGCAUGGCAAGGCGAGGGCUCGUGGUCGAGGCCGUGGUGGAUUACGGCCAUGCUUGCCGCAGAGAUCUGUUCCCGUAUGGCCAGUACUAG